Messenger RNA from Parnassius apollo (apollo), 420 nucleotides. Lineage: Eukaryota; Metazoa; Arthropoda; Insecta; Lepidoptera; Papilionidae. The record is from the annotation of a GenBank genome assembly.
AUGCCGACUAAUGUACUAUCUAGCUGUCGCGCUGAAAACUUCGGUAGAGCAUACAAGAAGGCUUGCGAUGCCGAAGUCAAAUCCGGAUUCCUUGUGCUGCUGGGGCCAGGAGGCAUGCGCCAGGACGUCCGCGUGGUUGUCUACAGAACGUCAUUGGAGCACUUCGCCGUUAUAUAUCCAAGGAAGCGUUUAUCAAAGUCGAUUGGUGUUGUCAAUUUAAGGAAUACAAGUGUAGAGCGAGUGGAUUCGAACAGCGGAUUCUUUGUGAGACAAAAAGGAUAUGAUAACACGAUAAGCGCUAAGUUCCUGUGUUCAGAGCGGGAUAUAGAAGCGUGGUUAUUAGCCUUCGCCCCAAAUAAAUCGUCUAAUUGUCAUCAUCACGCCAGUUUACCGGUUUUAGUGGAAGCCGAAGAAAGCUAA